Molecule: messenger RNA, 3293 nt
Organism: Cuculus canorus (common cuckoo)
Lineage: Eukaryota; Metazoa; Chordata; Aves; Cuculiformes; Cuculidae
Gene: MPP3
Product: MAGUK p55 scaffold protein 3
Exons: 19
Coding region: 222-1985 (587 amino acids)
Cellular component (GO): cell-cell junction; plasma membrane
Molecular function (GO): protein binding
Source: RefSeq, a predicted model, not a curated record
GCGGCGCGCAGCGCAGCUCCGAGGGCGCAUGGGCGAAGCAGCGGGGCUAGGAGGGAGGCGAGGCAGCUGUGGAGCCGCUCUGCAGGGGCCGGGCGGAGGCAGGCAGCGCAGCCCGGGCCGCGGGGCCCGCACCCGCAGGACUGUCUCUGAAUUGCAGUCCAGAAAGAAGAAAUAAUCGUGUUGAUUGAAGUUGAACAUUGUCUCAGAUUAAGAACAAAGCCAUGCCAGUGCUUUCAGAAGACUCAGGAUUGCAUGAAACUUUGGCCCUUUUGACAUCUCAGCUGAGACCUGAUUCAAAUCAUAAAGAAGAAAUGGGAUUCCUUAGGGAUGUGUUCAGUGAAAAGAGUCUCAGCUACCUGAUGAAGAUUCAUGAAAAGCUCCGUCAUUAUGAAAGACAGAGUCCAACUCCUGUUUUGCACAGUGCUGCAGGACUGGUUGAAGAUGUAAUAGAAGAAUUGCAGACUGCACCAGUGAAUAAUGAAGAAAAAGAGCUACUUCAGCUGUUGUCAACACCACAUCUCAGGGCCAUGCUUGUAGUACAUGACACUGUAGCACAGAAGAACUUUGACCCAGUCCUUCCGCCUCUACCCGAUAACUUUGAUGAUGAUUUUGAUGAGGAAUCAGUGAAAAUUGUUCGGCUAGUGAAAAAUAAAGAACCGUUGGGAGCUACCAUCAGAAGAGAUGAGCAUACAGGAGCUGUGAUUGUGGCAAGGAUCAUGAGAGGUGGUGCAGCCGAUCGCAGUGGUCUUGUCCAUGUUGGAGAUGAACUAAGAGAAGUCAAUGGGAUUACUGUGCUUCACAAACGACCGGAAGAAAUAAGUCAGAUUUUGGCUCAGUCUCAGGGAUCAAUAACGUUAAAAAUAAUCCCAGCCAUCAAGGAAGAAGAUCGUCUAAAAGACAGCAAGGUGUUUAUGAGGGCGCUUUUCUGCUAUAAUCCCAAAGAAGACAGAGCCAUUCCUUGCCAGGAGGCUGGGCUGCCAUUUAAGAAACGCCACGUCCUAGAAGUUGUAAGCCAAGAUGAUCCCACGUGGUGGCAAGCAAAGCGUGUUGGAGAUACCAACCUCAGAGCUGGCUUGAUCCCCUCAAAACAGUUCCAAGAAAGACGAUUGAGUUACCGAAGAACAAUGGGCACUCUGCAGAAUCCCAGAACUCUGAAGAAGCCAUUAUAUGAUCAGUCUUCUGAUAAAGAAGACUGUGACUGCGAAGGAUAUUUCAACGGACAGUACAUAGCUGGCUUACGCAGGAGCUUUAGAUUGAGUCGUAAAGAGAAGGAAAACAAUCUGAAUGAAGGAAAGCAGGCAGAGCAGGCAGAUGCAGCAGAGUUCCUAACGUAUGAAGAAGUCACAAAAUACCAGCAGCAGCCUGGUGAACAGCAGAGGCUGGUGGUUUUGAUUGGUUGUUUGGGGGCCAAAUUAAGUGAGCUCAAGCAGAAGGUUGUGUCAGAGAACCCACAGGAGUAUGGGGUUGCAGUUCCACAUACAACCAGGUCAAAGAAAAGUCACGAGAGAGAGGGAGUCGAGUACAAUUUUGUUUCUAAGCAAUCAUUUGAGACAGACGUGCAGCAAAACAAAUUUGUGGAACAUGGAGAAUACAAAGAAAAUCUGUAUGGUACAAGUCUGGAGGCAAUCCGGUCUGUGAUGGCAAAAAAGAAGGUUUGUUUGGUGGAUGUGGUACCUGAAGCACUAAAGCACUUGAGGACUCCUGAAUUUAAGCCGUAUGUUAUCUUUGUGAAGCCUCUCAUUCCAGAAAAGAAAAAACAUGUCCUAAAAUCUCCUGUGUCAGAAGAAAUCUCAGCCCCCCUUCAGGAUGAAGAACAGCAGGAAAUUCUUAAUUCAGCAGCGUUCAUUGAAGAGCAGUAUGGCCAUCUAAUUGACACUACCCUGGUGAAAGAAGAUCUCCAGAGUGCAUGUAAUCAGCUGAAAACUGUGUUAGAGAAACUAAACAAGGAUUCAUUUUGGGUGCCUGUCAGCUGGGUUAGGUCAUAGCUCGUUAUCAUCUAUUUAAGGGAAAGAUUGUAUAAAACUGUCUUGUAAAUAUAUGGAUUAGAAAAGGGAAGUAUGUCAAAUUAACUUUGAAACUGCUGGUCUUUCUAGAUGGUAAUAAAUAAAGACUGGGAAAAACUAAAGCAAGUCGGAAGCUGACACUGCCUUUCUGAAUCCAAACCUUGAGAAUUCACAUAAAAGUGAAUUCUCAGAUGAAACAGAUUGGUGAAAAAUGAGAGUGAAUUUUAGACUGUAAAUAAUGCAUUUUGUACAGUGAAGGUUCAGAGAGUGUCCCAUGCUUCCAAAGCCCUUAAAGCAGUGCUGGGACACUAACGAGCUGGAAUUUUCAUCCCUUGGCCACAAAUUUUGUGGCUAGACUUAAGGCAUCUGCGCAAGGUUCAGGAACCAGUAGCAACAACUAGAACAAGCUACUUCAGCCAGGUGGGAGGGAUGGCCUGUGGACAGUGCUUACCCCCAGGCCAACAAAAUGUUUCCCUUCACUCAAGAUCAUUAGUUGCAAAUCCAUUCCAAUUAGGCACUAAAACUGAGCCAUCUGUGUAAGUUAUAGGUAUUUCAGAGGUGGAGAGAGUUUUUUGCACUGGUAUGAGGAUGCGGAUGCUCAUCUAUGGAUUGUGCCCACUUUCCCGAUCUUUUCCUACUGACACAGGCCAGAUGUUAAGCAACCUGCACAAAUACCCGUGCGAUAGGGCAGGUCAUAAACCAGAGGCAUCUUUCAGUUCACAUGAGAAUAAUUGCAUAUGAUUUUAAAUGGGACUUUUGGGAAGCUGAUUUUUUUACCAGACAUCUUUGCAAAUGCCACCUGAUGGGAUACCACCCUCACAGCAACAAAGCAGCUCCAAAAGGGUGCUAAAAGGAGGAGGCUGAAGUACUAAGUAGCUGAGCUACAGCUCCAAAUCAUCAUCUUUCCUGCAUUUAUGACUUUGUUCCAAAUCAAGUAAAAGCUGCCAGAUUGGCUACAUCAAGUCCUGAAGAAGACAACUUAAUUAUUAGAAGGCUUUGUUUUGCCUUGAUUGUUUGAAGGCUUCAGGAGACUUGAAUACGCAGGGUUUUUAGAUGGGAGUUAAUAAGAAAAUACAGAGAGAUGAUGCUGGAAAUGCCUAUGUUUUGUAAUUUGAUAAAAAUGGUGAGUACUGUAGAGGUGCAUGUUAGCUGAAACUCAUUCCUGUCUGCCGUUGCCUGCAGAGGUCUGAUCUUCCCUGUGUACGGUGCCCUGUAAACAAGACCUUUUGGUGCACCAGUCUCAUCCCUUGCAUCUUUCCAGUAUGGUGUUAUUCUUGUUCCUCUUCAUUU